Drosophila eugracilis is the source of this 3979-nucleotide messenger RNA. It is a transcript of the gene Tbh, whose product is annotated as tyramine beta-hydroxylase. Bases 237 to 2222 code for a protein of 661 amino acids. NCBI's taxonomy places the organism in Eukaryota, Metazoa, Arthropoda, Insecta, Diptera, Drosophilidae. Gene Ontology annotation, cellular component: secretory granule membrane. The transcript is spliced from 8 exons. Gene Ontology annotation, molecular function: dopamine beta-monooxygenase activity; copper ion binding. The record is from RefSeq and is a predicted model, not a curated record. Gene Ontology annotation, biological process: norepinephrine biosynthetic process; octopamine biosynthetic process; dopamine catabolic process.
ACGCGCUCUCGAAACUCUCCUUAUCUCUAUUGCACGGUGGAUCCAACGCGAUUUUAUCUGGCGAAACGAAAGUUUAGAAGCGCGCCAAAAAAAAGCGCGCGCAAAAACAAAAAAGCCAACACUAACGCAACUCCAAUAAGCAGGGAAUUUUGAGGAGCGAUUAGCUAUUAGCGAUAAACGAUAAUCUGGGAAACAAUAAUCAAGGACCGAUCAGCAGGACAAGCAAUCUGCUUAAAAUGCUGAAAAUGCCGCUGCAGUUGAACAGUCAAGAUGGCAUUUGGCCAUCCCGAUUUCGGCGACCCCUUCACCUCCGUCAGCAACGAAAGCAACAGCUACAACAACUGGCUUAUCAUCAUCGGGAGCAGCAGCUGAAACAAAAACAAGUGCUUCAAGGACGUUCGCCAGCAUUGCUGCCAGUGAUGCUCCUCCUACUGAUGUGCACGCUCCUCACGCGCCCAUUAGGCGCCUUCUCUAACCGAUUAUCGGACACGAAGCUGCAUGAGAUCUACCUGGAUGACAAGGAGAUCAAGCUGAGCUGGAUGGUGGACUGGUACAAGCAGGAGGUCCUAUUCCAUUUGCAGAAUGCCUUCAACGAACAGCACCGCUGGUUCUAUCUGGGAUUUUCGAAGCGCGGCGAAUUGGCAGAUGCGGAUAUUUGCUUUUUUGAGAAUCAGAAUGGAUUCUUUAAUGCCGUAACCGAUACGUACACCAGUCCGGAUGGAAAAUGGGUGAGGCGGGAUUAUCAACAGGAUUGCGAGGUCUUCAAGAUGGAUGAGUUUACAUUGGCCUUUAGGAGAAAGUUUGAUACCUGUGAUCCUUUAGAUCUGCGACUUCAUGAGGGCACAAUGUAUGUGGUUUGGGCACGCGGUGAAACCGAGCUGGCCUUGGAGGAUCACCAGUUUGCUUUGCCCAAUGUGACGGCACCGCAUGAGGCGGGUGUUAAGAUGCUCCAGCUGCUUCGAGCGGACAAGAUACUUAUACCGGAAACCGAGCUAGACCACAUGGAGAUCAAACUUCAAGAUGCACAGAUUCCCAAUCAGGAGACUACUUACUGGUGCCAUGUUCAGCGUCUAGAUGGCGAUCUCCGGCGACGGCAUCACAUUGUCCAAUUCGAACCACUCAUCCGUACACCUGGCAUCGUACAUCACAUGGAGGUCUUCCAUUGCGAGGCCGGCGAGCACGAAGAGAUUCCCCUGUACAAUGGCGACUGUGAAAAGAUGCCGCCCAAGGCCAAGGUCUGCUCCAAGGUGAUGGUGCUGUGGGCCAUGGGUGCCAGCACCUUUACUUAUCCUCCAGAGGCUGGUCUGCCCAUCGGUGGACCCGGAUUCAAUCCCUACGUCCGGCUGGAGGUUCAUUUCAAUAAUCCGGAGAAGCAGGCGGGUUUGGUGGACAAUUCGGGCUUUCGCAUCAAGAUGUCCAAGACACUACGUCAAUAUGAUGCCGCUGUAAUGGAACUAGGCCUGGAAUACACCGACAAGAUGGCCAUACCGCCGGGCCAGACCGCUUUCCCGCUAACCGGUUACUGUGUGGCCGAUUGCACAAGGGCAGCUCUCCCGGCCACGGGCAUCAUCAUAUUCGGAUCCCAGCUACAUACUCAUCUGCGUGGUGUGCGAGUCCUAACGCGGCACUUCCGCGGGGAACAGGAAUUGCGGGAGGUUAACCGCGAUGACUUCUACUCGAACCACUUCCAGGAGAUGCGCACCCUGCACUACAAGCCACGUGUCCUGCCGGGCGACGCCUUAGUGACUACUUGCUACUACAACACCAAGGAGGACAAGACCGCUGCCCUCGGGGGAUUCUCUAUCAGCGACGAGAUGUGCGUCAACUACAUCCACUACUAUCCGGCCACCAAACUGGAGGUCUGCAAGAGUUCAGUUUCCGAGGAGACGCUCGAGAAUUACUUCAUCUACAUGAAGCGUACGGAGCACCAGCAUGGCGUGCAUCUGAAUGGAGCCAGGUCAUCAAACUACCGGAGCAUCGAAUGGAGUCAGCCGAGGAUCGACCAGUUAUACACCAUGUACAUGCAGGAGCCGCUGAGCAUGCAGUGCAACAGGUCGGAUGGGUCCCGAUUCGAGGGCCGCGCCAGUUGGGAGGGUGUGGCAGCAACGCCAGUGCAAAUUCGCAUACCCAUCCAUCGGAAAUUGUGCCCUAACUACAAUCCACUGUGGCUGAAGCCACUGGAGAAGGGCGAAUGCGAUUUGCUUGGUGAGUGCAUCUAUUAGGCAUUAUGAUGCAUUAGGCAUUAAGCGAACAGGGCAUAAACGCAUUGGCUGACAUGGGGGCGUGGCAAAACACAGACACAUUAAAACCACGACAUUAGACGCCUGCAAACACACACACACACACACUCACUAGCACACUAAAUGGAUUUUAGGGGGUUUUUGAUUUUAAGACUCUUUUUUUACUUUCGUUUUUUCUAGUACAAAGUAGAGACACUUUGAUUAGGUUACGAAAAAGUUCUUAGGAGGCAAAUGUCUUUUUUUGUUUAAAAAUCUUAAGAAUUUAUUUUAAUUUAUUUAUAUUAAUUUACUGAUUUGCUGUAUAUAUAUUUUCGCGUUUAUUACAACGCCAUUAGCAUUAUUAUCGUGAUUUUGUGUGAGUGCGUUUGUAUGGGCUGAAGUGAAAGCAAUAUAAGGGCAACAGGCCAAAACAAAUGUUUUCACUCUUUAAAUAACUAAUGCAUUUACCAUCAUUUUUAUUCUUCUUGUUCUUGUUCUUCUUUUUGUUUUGUUUAUUACCUCCUUUUAUUUUUGCUUUUGCUUUUGUUUGGGCUCGUUUUCGUUUUCAUUUUCAUUUUCUUGUUUUCGUGCUUGUGUGCCCUUUGCCCUUGUUGUCUUGGCCAGCCUUUGAAAUUUUGCCGACUGACAGCGCCGCCAGGCUAAAACGUUUAACACAAAACCAGCUUACAAGGCAUGGCCCACACGAACACACAACAUCACACACACUUGCACAAACGCACACAAACAUGCCAUCACAUACUCGCACAAACGCACUGAACUUGGCUCAAACGAAAUUGUAGCAUACUUCUCAGCGCCAGCUGAAAAAUUAAAUGGCCAACUGACUGAAUGGAACGGAACGGACUUAAAUGGACAAAGUGGCCGGAACCAAGAAGGCCAAGAAAGUGGGAUGCUGUUACUCACUGUUUAUACAAUAUAAAUGAGCAAACUUUUGAUGCAACCCGACGUUGCCAAGUCUAAUUACCAAGAAGCUUCGAGAAAAACAAAACGGAAAAAAUGGCGAAAAAAUGAAAGUCAAAGAAAUUUUGUAUGGAAAAUGUAUUGAAAAGUUGGAGAGCACAAGGCGGGAUCAUGGGACAUUGUAGAUAGGCUACCGACAGCCAGGAGCUUACCACAUGCACCCAUGAAUUGUUUUAUUUUGUUCUCAAGGGAUACAUCCAUAAUUUCUUCUCCUAAUUUUUUCAUAAAAAUUACCCUUUAAAAUGCACCCGAACAAACACAUACAAACAAAUACAUACAUUUGAGUAAACAUGUAAUGGAUACGUUUAAGUGUAGCCAACAUACAUAUGUAAGAUGUGAUAAUUGUUCUAUGGCUAUAAAGAAAAAUAUAUAUACACAUGAAAUAUAUAAACUAUGUAGAUGAAAUAUUUAUAAAAAAACAAAAACGAAUCGAAAGCGAAACCAAAAAAAAAGUAAAACGUAUAAAUUAUCUAAUAAAAACUGACCACCAUACCAGAAACGAGAGUUCUUUAAUGAAAUACUUGAAAGAAACUAUAUGAAAAAAGUAAUAUCAUUAAUUUACUGACUGAAUCAAGAUUUACUUAUGGGCUUUAAAGUAAGAAGGUACUUUAAAUACAUAGCCAUUUAUUUAUAAAUUCAUUACCCCUUUUUAAAGUCGUAUUUUCUUGUUACAUAUGUCUUCUGCACAUUUUUUUGGAAUUGCGAAAAACCCUGAGUGUUUGAUAUUAUUCAAGGACUUAAACCGCUCAACGAUGGACUUUCAUUUUUUAUUGUCCCUAUUG